AUGGGUGAAGCUCCCGAAGUGUUCUACAUCAAUGGGUUCUCCAAGUUUGGCCACGAAACCCAACAACAAAACCAUGUCAACGAUCAGAACCACGAAUCCUCUUGGUACGAGGAAAUGAUCGAUGAAGACCUCAAGUGGUCUUUUAAACUCAACAGUGUGCUGCAUAAAGCGAUUAGCGAGUACCAGGACAUAGCUUUAUUGGACACCAAGCCUUUUGGAAAGGCCUUGGUACUUGAUGGAAAGAUGCAGAGUGCUGAAACGGACGAGUUUAUCUAUCAUGAAUGCUUGAUUCACCCUCCUCUUUUGUGCCACCCUAAGCUUGUACAAUUGUUUGACUUCCUCGAAACUUCCCAAGACUGUGUUCAUAAUGGGGGAGGUGAAGGUUCUGCAGCAAGGGAAGCCCUUAAGCACAGGUCAAUAGACAGAGUGGUCAUGUGUGAUAUAGACAAGGAGGUGGUGGAUUUCUGCCGGAAAUACUUGAUUGCAAAUAGGGAAGCAUUUUCUGAUAAGAAGCUCGACCUUGUCAUCAAUGAUGCCAAGGCUGAAUUGGUGAAGAGAAAGGAGAAGUUUGAUAUUAUUGUUGGAGAUUUGGCAGACCCACUUGAAGAUGGGCCUUGUUAUCAACUCUACACCAAGUCCUUCUAUGAGAAGACACUGAAGCCCAAGCUAAAUGAUAAUGGCAUUUUUGUGACUCAGGCUGGACCAGCAGGUAUCUUCACACACAAAGAGGUCUUCACUUCCAUAUAUAACACAAUCAAACAAGUCUUCAAAUAUGUGAUUGCAUACACAACUCAUGUACCAUCAUUUGCUGACACAUGGGGAUGGGUUAUGGCUUCGGAUCAACCACUAUCAAUUUGUGCUGAAGAAAUGGAUAAAAGAAUCGCAACAAGAAUAGACGGGGAACUUCUCUAUCUAAAUGGUGCUUGGUUCCAUUCAUCUACAACCAUGAAUAAAACUGUUUACCAAUCUCUGCAGAAUGAAACUCAUGUUUAUACGGAAGAAAACGCUAGAUUUAUUCCUGGACAUGGAAUGGCUUUUCGCCUCUAA
This is a messenger RNA of Sphenostylis stenocarpa, 1047 nucleotides long. The record is from the annotation of a GenBank genome assembly. Lineage: Eukaryota; Viridiplantae; Streptophyta; Magnoliopsida; Fabales; Fabaceae.